Messenger RNA from Branchiostoma belcheri (Belcher's lancelet), 565 nucleotides. RefSeq names its product CMP-N-acetylneuraminate-beta-1,4-galactoside alpha-2,3-sialyltransferase-like. Gene Ontology annotation, molecular function: sialyltransferase activity. The annotation marks the transcript as partial. The record is from RefSeq and is a predicted model, not a curated record. NCBI's taxonomy places the organism in Eukaryota, Metazoa, Chordata, Leptocardii, Amphioxiformes, Branchiostomatidae. The transcript has 2 exons.
CGUGAUAUCUCUUCAAAGUUUUGGAAGUCCAUCGCGCACGUGGUUCCGAAGAAUGCGGACAAGUUUCGUAUCGUGAACCCGGCCCUACUGCAGGAGACGUCCUUUGAUCUGAUUGGCUUUCCUACUAAGGGUGGGAAGAUGGGAAAGAACGUACCAACAAUGGGCUCGCUGGCUAUCAUUUGGGCCAUCAACUACUGCGACGAAGUUUCGGUCGCCGGAUUCGGCUAUGACCUCUCGAAGCCCUCGGUGUGGCUACAUUACUACAAGGACGUCAAGAUGUCUACCAUCGCGAACUCCUGGACUCACGACAUCAACAAGGAGAAAGAUUUCCUGAAAACUCUAGUAAGGAAUGGCGUCAUUACAGACCUGACAGGUGGGAUUCUGGGGGGGAUUUGAGAAAUGUCUGAAGGAUUUUAUUGCAGCUACAUGUAUGACUGUGACUUGAUUUGAUUUUGAUUAAUUGCAAUUGCAACAGUACUAGUGCAAUACACGUGGGACACAGGCAGCUGUAGCUGGUGUUGUGUCCCACGCACAAAAAGGAAUACUGGACAGACAGUACUCAUUU